Molecule: messenger RNA, 408 nt
Organism: Fonsecaea nubica
Lineage: Eukaryota; Fungi; Ascomycota; Eurotiomycetes; Chaetothyriales; Herpotrichiellaceae
Exons: 1
Coding region: 1-408 (135 amino acids)
Source: RefSeq, a predicted model, not a curated record
AUGUCUACGGCGGCGUCAGUUUCAUCCGAGUCGCAAAGGCCAUCAGCAUCAGCGGCACAACGCACGCAGGAGGCCAAAGAUGCAUUUACGGCUUCGCUGACCGCCGUUGGAGCCAGCAUUGAUGCCGAGCUGCAUGCCCGGGCAAAGAACAUACAUGCGAAUGCAAAGGCUCUGACAAAACAAGAGGACGAAGUGCGGAAGGCGACAAAGGGCUUGUGCAAAGAGAACGAUUCUUUGCAGAAGCUACUCGACAAAACCAAGAAAGAGGUGCAGAGUUUGGGCGAUUUGGACGAUAUCAUGGCGAAUCUGGACGCAGAUAUAGCCAUGAUUGAGGAAACCCUCAGGCUAGUGGAAGAGGACGAAGACGAACAGGUCCCGAAGAGCAACAUCUCGGAAAGCGGCAAAUAA